Molecule: messenger RNA, 4084 nt
Organism: Poeciliopsis prolifica (blackstripe livebearer)
Lineage: Eukaryota; Metazoa; Chordata; Actinopteri; Cyprinodontiformes; Poeciliidae
Product: target of Nesh-SH3-like
Biological process (GO): extracellular matrix organization; positive regulation of cell-substrate adhesion
Molecular function (GO): protein binding
Source: RefSeq, a predicted model, not a curated record
AAGUCCUAAGACUCUCUGAGAGGCUUAGUGAAGUUGUCCAGCUCCAGCUCGCUCCUUCCUCAUCCUCCUCAUCAUCACCUGCAAGAGGUCAGAGGUCAUGGUGGCUCUCCUGCUCAGAGUCCUGCUGCUGCUGCUGAUCGGAGGGACGGUUCUGCUGAGCGGCAGCCCGGCCCAAAGGACCCGAGUUCGCCGUCAGAACAUGAAGGUCCGGAUCAACGCCACCGGCGACACCAUCGUCAUGAAGUUCGUCCGGCCCGGUCCGGACGUGAAGCUGGAGGGAUACAUCCUGGGAUACGGCAGGAGCGUCUUCUCCAAGCAGUUCAUCCAGCUGCGGAGAACGACGCUGUACGAGACCGAGCUGGAUGCUGAACCAAAGUACCUGGUGGCCGUCCAGCCAAUCCCUGUCAACGACAUGAAGAAGCGCUGCACAGGCAAGGUGAACCUGGAGAAGCCGCUCCACCUGGUGAUCGGCUCCAUCAGCCCCACGGCGGUGCUGCUGUCCUGGGGGAACCACCUGAAGACGCCGUAUGAGAAGAACAUCAUGAGCGAGUGUCUGGAGGACGGGUUCUACACCAUCCGGUACAGGGAGAGGAACAGGAAGUGGAUCUACCAGACCUGUCCCACCAGUGACACCGUCAUCGACCACCUGAAGCCCGACACGCAGUACGAGUUCGGGGUUCGCUCCAACAAGGACGACCGCAGCGGCCUGUGGAGCAAACCAGUCAUCCACAGCACCAACACGGCCAAUAAAAACAGUCAGAAACCGUACAAGCCGCGGAAACCUCUGGCAAACCCGAUGAAACCUCAACACCUGUUCCCUCCUGCUCCAGUUCUUCACAACAGUUCCAGCGUUCGGGUCGUUAAGCCAGUGGGGUCGUCGCGCUCCGUCUUCGAGGCCCCAGAGAGCCGACAGGAAACGGCCCCUGUGCCCGGCUCCGCCCGGCCCAAACCCGCUCACGGCUCACCUGAAAAAGGAAACAGUCUGAUAACCAACCGAACCCAUCCUGCGGAGCGGCGGACCACUGCCCUCCCCAAACUGCUGCCCACCGCCGCCCCUCCUGCCAACAUCACUGUCUCUAACUUCCCCUCCCAAGGCGGCGAGCUUCAGACCACCAGGGCCCCCAGCAGGGCCCCUGAGAAGCUUCCUAAUCCUGCCGCUGCUGUCAGGCCUCAGGACGGCUCCUCGCUGCUCCGACUCGCCCUGGCCAAUGAGCGGGCCAAGCUCAGCACCUGGGGUCCAGGCAGCAGCAGAAACGGGAGGCCGUCACUUCCUGUGCCGUCACUUCCUGUGCUGCCCUCCAGCCCAGAAGCUUCCCCACUGAUCUUGAGGAGCCAUCUUGACCCGUUUUCUUACCGCCUCACACAGCGCCACUCUUCCUCUAGAUCCAGUAACUCGUCCCCGACCUCUUUGAUCCUUGGGGCAAACGGACAGCCACACCGGGGCAUUUCCCAGCCCAAACUGGCCUUAUGGCCCAGAGCUCGACUGGUCAACAACUCGCUGACGGAGGACAACAAGUCUGAUGUUCCUGUCGGGUUCGGUCGCUCGGGUGUCGUGGUUGACGACCGGCUUUAUGGAUCUCCGUUUCGGACAACUCUGAACAUCCGGCCAAAUGAUGUGAGAAAACCUGGAGAGACGGACAAGGUGAACCGCCCUGAGAAGAACGGAAACCCAGAAAUCCCCAAGUACAAAGUCCCAGCAGUGACGACCAAACCGACCAAACAGGAGCGAAGACAAACCACCACGACCGCCGCGCCGACAGCAGUGACUCGGCAGGAGAGUUGGGAGGAUUCAGACCUUUUCCAGUCUCAGCCAACCUCUGAUGUUGAUGCAAUGGGCAAGAAACGUUAUGUGGCGCCUCAUGUGGUUUACCAAACCGGGAAGAAGCCGGAUGAGCCUUGCUCCAUCACCUCCUCCCUCAACUACUUCCCUGAAGACGAAGCGGGUGAGGUGAACGUGACGUCUCCUCCGACCAGCCCACCCGCCAACCUCACUGUGGUGACGGUGGAGGGAUGUCCGUCCUUCAUCAUCCUGGACUGGGAGAAACCAGACAACCACACCACCGAGUACGAGGUGAUCUCCACUGCGAAGGGACCUGAUGGAGAACGGGUUUCCAUCCUGACCACCAACCAGACCCACACUGCAGUGGAGAACCUGAAUCCUGAGAGCAGUUACGAGUUCAAGGUGAAGCCGAAGAACGAGUUGGGAGAAGGUCCUCUGAGUGAGCCGGUGUCCUUCAACACGGAGUCCGCGGAUCCGCGUGUGAGCGAGAACGUCUCAGGAAAAGACGCCAUUUGGACUCAGUUCCCGUUCAAGACCGACUCGUACUCCGACUGCCACGGCAAGCAGUACGUGAAGAGAACCUGGUACCGCAAGUUUGUAGGCGUCCAGCUGUGCAACUCGCUCAGGUACAAGAUCUAUCUGAGCGACUCGCUGAACGGUAAAUUCUACCACAUUGGAGAUCAGAGCGGCUUUGGAGAGGAUCACUGCCAGUUUGUGGAUUCUUUUCUGGACGGACGGACCGGCAGGCAGCUCAGAGCGGACCAGCUCCCCUCCAGAAACGGUUUCUUCAGGGCUCUGCGCCAGGAGCCCGUCCACUUUGGACAGAUAGGAGGACAUUCCCACAUCAACUACGUCUCCUGGUAUGAAUGUGGAACGCCGAUCCCUGGGAAGUGGUAGACGGACUCGGAUCCUCAGCAGGAAGGGACAUUUUGACCUCAGCUGGGGGGGCUGACCCAGCCGGACCCUGAGCUGGGCCCAGUGCUGUAAAAACAUGUACCGGACUUCCUCAUCAGGGAACUGUAAGGAGAGAGCAUUUGUACAACUAUAGCAGACAUGUCUUCUCUUUACUAUUUAUCAAGCACCAACGCUACAGCGAUUAGAGCAGGAACAAACUCAUGAUAGAAAUAUUUUAUUUUGUGUUCAAUCUUUGGAAGCUGGCUCCCUGGAUUACUAUUUUCAUCACUUGUGAGAUGUUAUUUAUCCAAAAGUCUUUGGUUUCAUUUCUUCAUGAGUCGCGACAGGCAGGAGGUCACAGGGUGGGCGGAGCCUCAGCACAAACCACCACAACAUUCACCAUGUCGACUGGCAGCUCACCAGUACAACCAGUUAACUGUAAGCAAUCAGGUCACCGGUUCAAAGGUCAUCCUGUUGAAGCCAUUUCUGAUACAUGUGGAUAGACUUCCUGGUAACUUUACUGAUCUACUGGUGCAUGAUGUGGAUGCAGCUAUUCUCUAAACCAGUCAUCAUGCAGCUCUGCUUCUUUAAAAUAGGCUUAAAGCACAACAGCUACACAUUGAAUGUGUCGUUCAGAUGUUGGGGGGAAAAUCUUCUACGCUUGCAUUUUGCACAGGACAAAUAUAUGUAUAAGACUUUAUAUAGACAGAGUGUUGUUUCUACACAGAUUAGCAGAUUUAACUCUCACUGGUCAGGCAGACCUCCACUUCCUACCAUGCUAACAGGACGGAAAGGCUUUAGCUAGCCGUGUAGCCGCUUAGCUAGCUGCAAGCUAAGGAAUUAUGUGUUUGUUGUUCAAUCACAGGAAGUUAAUGUUGCAACCAUGUAGCUAAUGCCACUUAGCUAACUGCUAGCUGAAAGGUUUUAUUGUUAUCGUUCAAUAGCAAUAAGCUAAUGCUGCAGUGGUGUAGCUCAGCUAGCUGCUAGCUAAGAGGUUUUCUCCAUCAUGUCAUGUAACACCUGAAUCUGAAAGGUUGUAAGUUGCUCUGUAACUGAUCAGCCGGUUCGUUCUGUCAGAGCUUCUUGUUUGAAACGAUCCAGAUCCAUUUUUAAACAGCUGCCCUGCUCAACAUGGAGGAACCUGGAGGCUUUCAUUUGGUGUUCAGUAACAGAUGCAGGUCAUUUUUCUAAAUGCUGUAUUCCAGUCCUGCUGGACUGGACCGUUCAAGAUGGCUGCCGCUCUCAGCUGCAGCCUGACUCAUGCUCAGAGCUGUUCUUAUAAAUCAUGGCUCAGUUAAACACAGGAGACACCUUUGGAAGAAAGUCACAAUGUGUUGUUGGUGAUUUUUAUAAAUGUGUUUGUUACUGUGUUGUUUUUCAAUAAUAAAAUGUUUUGGUUUCUUUUUUUUA